Morone saxatilis (striped sea-bass) is the source of this 3966-nucleotide messenger RNA. Its product is annotated as zinc finger protein 638-like. The record is from RefSeq and is a predicted model, not a curated record. Gene Ontology annotation, molecular function: nucleic acid binding. NCBI's taxonomy places the organism in Eukaryota, Metazoa, Chordata, Actinopteri, Moronidae.
AUCCUCGCCCCAUCGUCAUUCCUCCAGCUCUGCCUCAGCCAGUCCCGAGCCUGAUAGGCUUCAAUAACAUGACACUGGCGACUUCCAGCAAGCAGCCUCCAGCAGUGGUUUCCAAGUGUCUGCCAACUCCGGCCAUGAUGCAUGACUAUGCAGCGGCUCCGCCAAAAAUCUUUCCACAUACCUGUUCUCUGUGUAACAAAGAAUGUACUCAUAUGAAGGAUUGGCUCUCCCACCAGAACACCAGCCUUCACCUUCAGAACUGCAAUCUCCUGCGAAAACAAUACCCAGAUUGGGACGGUGAAAUAGCACUCGAACCCAGGGCUGCAGGAAUAGAUGCCAAGCCCGCAGCCCCAACCUCUGCACAGACUUCCCAGAAUCGUCGCCAGAAAACCAGCCAUGGCAGUCACUCCCGUUCCCGCUCGUCCAGUCCCCGUCGCCACCGUGGUCUGGAGGGUAGAAGGGCGAAAAGCAGUAGCCGCUCACGAUCACCGCACAGUCCCAGAUACACUCGCAGGUCUCGUUCUCGCUCCCCAUGGUAUAAUCACCCGACCUCCUCCCAUUAUCGGUCAAGGUGGAGAGGCGAUAAAUGGUCCUCACCGAGGAAGAAUGACGGGAGACGAUCGCCACCGAGGAGAAGUGACGAGAGACGUUCACCACCGAGGAGGAGUGACGGGAGACGAUCGCCACCGAGGAGGAGUGACGAGAGACGAUCGCCACCGAGGAGGAGGAGCGGUGAGAGGCGAUUCUUGACAGAGGGGUCAUCCCUUCAAAGAAAGAAGUCGAGCAGUGCAGAAAGACUGGCUAAGAAACUACUGGAAACUUCAGCUGUCCAGUCUCUAUCAAGACAGUCUGACCUUGAGACGGUGGUUAAAACUCUGGCUCCUGCCUUAUUGGCUGAGCUAGUCAAGAUGAACACCUCUUCAUCAUCAUCCUCUUCUUCCAAAGGAGGGAAACCCUCCUCGUCUCCUGCAGUAGGGAACAAAUUGUCUUCCGUCGUCUCUUGCUUAUUAUCUUCUACAGCAAAGAAAAAGUUAACAACAAAGCCCUCUAAAGCAAACCCCAGCCCGGAGAAGAGUGAGUCUGGUAAAUCUUCACCUCCAACCAUGGUGAGACUAGAUGGGAUCUAUAGUUCUCUCUCACACAAUGACGUGGUCGCUGCUGUGGAACAAUUUGGAAAAACCAAGUCAGUUGUACUGUUUCGGUCCGUUUCGGAGGCAAUCGUAUGUUUUGAGAAAGAGGAACACGCUAACAAAUUGAAGAGCGUAAAGAACUUCCAAAUUAAAGGAAUGGCAGUCACUAUUGUCAGAGAACAGGAUACUGUUUCUAAUGAGCAAAAGAAGCCUCCUCAGAACCUCUGGAGCCAUGAAAGCUACAGCAGGCAAACUUGCCAAUCAGAAGAUUGCACCUAAAGGCUCAGUUAAAGGCACUAAAGCGAAAGUGUUGGUUUCCAAAGCGAAAAAGGUCUCAACCAAGCAGAUGGCUAAAAAGGUAAAAACAGGAAAGUUGCCUGCGAAGGGACCUGUUAAAAAGGUUGCGGUAAAGCGGAAAAGUUCAAAGUCCACUGCACACGCACCAGAGACCAAGACUGUUGCUUCACGAGUACAACAGCGGGCUGCAAGAUUCCCCACUGAAGCUGCUGUGGAGGCAAUGCUGCAAAGUGGAGAGGUGGAGACAAAAACAAUGCAAAAAGAUCCUGUGACUGAAGUGAUGUCAAAAAGAGGUGCAACAUCAGCCAAGGAUGCAUCCACCGCAUCCUUAUUGGAUCUCAACCAGGGUCAAGAUGAUUUCUCAGAUGACAGUGAGGAAAUUUUCAACAUGGAUGACUUUGUCACUGUUGAUGAAAUUGGUGAUGACUUGGAAGACAAAAGUCCAGAGUCUACUGAAACCCCUUCCUCCCCUGGUCAUAAAACACAACAAAGGAAGGCAAAAUCUCCAUUUAAAGCAUCAAAUACCACAUCCAGUUGUAGUACACACUCAGUCUAUGCUGCAUGCGAAAGGGAAAUGAUAACAUCAGCAGUAACUGACGAAGCGUCAAUAGAGACUCACCUGGAGUGGCUUAGAGAAGAAGCAAAAGCCACAGAGGGCGCAGUAAUUGCUGCUAAAACUGUUGAGUCAGAGACAAAACUAGAAACAUCAUCAGAGAUGCAUUCACCUCCACAGGGACAAGGGUUUGAGUUAAGUCAAGUCCAAAGUCUGGACAUUGAUGUUAAAGUUCCAAAUAAAAGCAAAGAGGAAGGAAAAGAUGAUGAUGUUGACAAACAUACAAAGGAGGAGGAGGAUGAAAACUACCAAAUCCUAAAUUCACUAGAUGAUCGAACAGAUGAACAGAUGGAUGAUGAGGAGCAAUAUGGGAGCUCUAAAAUCAAGCAAACUGGAUCUGAGGAAAGCUAUCAGGUCUUGGACAGUGUUGACAACGAAGACCAAGACUGCCAAGAGGUGAACAGUGAAAUGAAAAUGGAUGGUUCUUUCCAAGUGCUGGAGAGUGUAACAGAAGACCAAGCAGCAACAAGUCAAGUGGACAGUCUCCUGGUCCAAGAUGCAGUUCCAGUAGUCGACAAAUCUCAUGAUGCAAUUAAAGAUCAGGAGAUUAAUAACAAAGACCUUUUCCAAGUGUUGGAUACAGGUAGGAAACAAGCUUCAAUGGGAAAUGGUGAUGGGAAGACAAAAGAAGAAGAAGAAGACAAAGGUAAAGUGCUUACAGUAGAAUCUUGCAAAGCCUUCAAAGAUGUGGAAAAUCCUGAUGGCCAAAUCCCAAAUGAAGACCAGCCUCUUCAAGACGGUGACGAUGAUUGUACUGAACAAGAAACCUUUGAGAUAUUGGAUUCAAUUGAUGACCAGACUGCAACAGAAGAUAAACUUGAAACUCCCAAUGACCAGCUAUCUAAAGAAGAGCUUAGGUCCAUAGAAGAAGAGGAAGGCUCAUAUCAGGUAACUGAUUCUUUAGAAGAUCAGCCAGUGACCACAGAGUCAGAGAAGGACAACAUGGAAAGAAGGAUUGAGAAACGGGAGGCCACUGCUAGAAAGGAUGAUGGACCAUCAAAGAGGAGUGGCCCCAAAACCACAACUGCAAGAGGACAGAAAGAGGAUAAAAUUACAGAUACCUAUGAGAUUUUAGAUGCUGUGGAAGAUGAGACUGCAGAUGAUGAACCAACCGUAACAAGACUAUCUACCAGAGGAAAACGGGAACGAACAGGUAAUAAAGAUUCUUCAAAUGAGAAAACAAAAAAAGAGGAAACGCCAACAAGAAGGAGGCACACUCCUGCCAGAGAGUCACAGGAACUAAACAAGAAACCAACACCAAAGAAAGAGGAGAAAGCCCCUCGCAAAGAGAGCUCACCAACAAAGAAGAGUGACGUUGUUACAGAGGUAAGUGAGGAAGAUGCUACCUAUGAAAUAUUGGACUCUAUGGAGGACGACGUUAAAGAUGAUCGGCCUGCUACAGGACUAAAAGGUAGAAGGGGAAGACCAAAGAAAGAGGUGAAUACAACUAAAAAAGACGCAAGUAGGUCCCAAAUUAAUACUGCAACACCUGAAGAGGAAAAUAAACUAAAUUCACCCGAGAAACACUACAAAACUAGCCCUCUGGUGAACCUAGUGAACGGGAGGGCAAGGGACACCAAGGGGACACUGGAGACCCGCCCACUCCACCAGGAGGACGAAUCAGAGGACUCCUUGAACCCAGAGACUUUGGUGACUUUAGAUGAAGCUGGCGAUGAUGAUGAGGAAGAGCAGCCGCACGAAGAGGAAGCUGAGAAAACAUCAAGAUCUGCUAAACGCAAACACGAUGACGACACAGAGGAAAGUGUGAACUUUGUGAUAGUAGACGAGGUGAAAGAGGAGGAGGAAAACGAAUCGGUUACAACCAGGACAAGAGGCCGAGCCGAGAAGAGAACCAGAACCAGAACCAGACAGACCCCAGUUGACCCUCCUACUACUCUUCCUGUUUGUGGUGAUUCAAACUACUAA